GCCCUAUUCUAGGGUCUGCAAAGCUACCUCAAAGACCCAUCACUGGGUAUGUGCUCAAGCAAUGUUGACCUCAGAAGAUAUUUUAUUGAAAUCUCUAUUCUCCCAACAAAGAAUUCAUGAAGGAAAGUUAGCACAGUAUAGAAGGUUCAGAAUAGAACCUCGACCAGAAAGAACUCAUAAAUGGGGUCAACUACCUACGGAGAGAUGGGUUAGGGGACCAACAAAUGGCUUUAGUGGAAGUCCUGGGGAAUACUUUAGAGAAGACUAUUCAGAAGAUAAUCAAAAAUAACUUAGAAUGUGCCCACGAGUUUGUUAUUGAUAGGUUCCUUAAAUUAAUAAUUGGAAUUUAGAAGAUUCAUAAGAGUUUUAUAUGUUAUUUUUAAUAGCCUCAUGAAUAGCUGGUGCAGUGACAAUCAAGACAGGGUUAAGUAUCCGGAGAAAUUCUUUUAUGGUGGGAAAGAAGGUGUUAUUUUUGAAGCAGAUGAAUCCAAGUCUAAUUUAAAAAAGAUCUUUCCUCUAGUAAGCAUGUUAAUAAUGCUCUUAAUGUUGCUACUUGUAUGGUCAGAAUCAUUAAGAAGCCAGUUACAUUACAUUUUAUUCAAAAUAUGUGAUUAUAUAAUCUGUUUUAGUGUCAUCAAGACACACAUUAUUCGUCAUAAGCUUU
Messenger RNA from Moneuplotes crassus, 664 nucleotides. The record is from the annotation of a GenBank genome assembly. Lineage: Eukaryota; Ciliophora; Spirotrichea; Euplotida; Euplotidae.